This is a messenger RNA of Solenopsis invicta (red fire ant), 2268 nucleotides long. It is a transcript of the gene eIF2Balpha, whose product is annotated as translation initiation factor eIF-2B subunit alpha. Gene Ontology annotation, biological process: translational initiation. NCBI's taxonomy places the organism in Eukaryota, Metazoa, Arthropoda, Insecta, Hymenoptera, Formicidae. Gene Ontology annotation, molecular function: translation initiation factor activity; guanyl-nucleotide exchange factor activity. The record is from RefSeq and is a predicted model, not a curated record. The transcript is spliced from 8 exons. Gene Ontology annotation, cellular component: eukaryotic translation initiation factor 2B complex. The coding region runs from base 147 to 1052 and encodes 301 amino acids.
CGCUCGAGAGCUGUUGACCACUGUUAACACGUGUUGUCUACUUGUCUUAUGCAAUAUUAAUGCAAUAUUGAUGUUAAUUUAAAGCGGACGCGCAUCUGUUAAUUAUUGACACGACUAGUUGUUAACAACAACUACAACAGGUCAUAAUGGACAAAGAAGAAAUAUGUCAGUACUUUAUCAGCAUUAUUAAAAAUGAGAAGGAUGUUUCUGCUGGCAUGGCUGCCAUUCGCACCUUACUCAAAGUAUUGAGACAGUCUAAAUCGGAAACAGUCCAAGAGCUCCGGGUUUGUUUACAGGAUGCAAUCGAUGCUAUGCGUUCCACAGAAACUCCAGUCACCGCGAUUGCCUCGGGAAGCGAAUUGUUCCUUCGUUUUAUUACAUUAGCGACAUUGGAUACACCCUCAAUCGCAGAGUGCAAAGGAAUCAUGCUGAAAAGAGGCAACGUAUUCUAUGACAAGUUAGUUGCAGCGCGAGGAAAAGUGGCCAAGGUAGCAGCUCACUUUAUUACUGAUGGCUCGACCAUACUCACGCAUUCGAAAUCAAGAGUAGUACUGCAGGCAAUGAAAGAAGCUGCGGAAAGUAAGAAAAUAUUUGAAGUUUAUGUUACAUCAACAUCACCUGACAACAAUGGAGAAGAGAUGUGCCAGAGUUUAACAAAGUUGGGAAUAUCAUGUACUGUGAUACUGGAUUCUGCAGUGGGAUACGUGAUGGAGCACGUCGAUAUGGUAAUGGUUGGAGCAGAAGGUGUCGCAGAAAGUGGCGGGGUGAUCAAUAAGAUUGGUACAUAUACAAUGGCUAUAUGCGCGAAAGAGAUGAAGAAACCAUUUUAUGUACUGACGGAAAGCUUUAAAUUUGCGAGAAUCUAUCCUUUGAACCAAGUAGAUUUACCUAAUGAAUUUAAGUAUACAUCUAGUACUCUAAACAAGAAUUUGAAGAAGGAGCAUCCCUUGGUAGAUUAUACUCCACCUCAUUACAUCAGCUUGUUGUUUACCGAUUUGGGAAUUCUAACACCGUCAGCCGUUAGUGACGAACUCAUCAAAUUGUACUUGUAAUGUAUACAUUGAAGAUUUAUCCAGAGGCAAAUUUGUCAAAUUAUAUGUUUAUUAUAAAAGAUAGAAUAACAUUACAAGAAUAUUUAAAAAAGUUUUAUCUGAAAAUGUAAAAAUUAAGAUGAAAUGUGGAGACGUCUGUUGUACUUUUGUAAAAGAUUAAUAUAUAAUCUUUAUUAAUUUAUUAUACAGUGAUAUUGAGUAUUUAUAUAUGGAAACAAGAUAAAUGUCUUUCAUAUAAUUGCACGUGAAAGAUAACAAGUAAUAAACUGUCUAUAUGAGGAUUACAUUAGGGUUACAAUCUACUUGACGCUACAAAUACUUGGAAGCGUUUGAUUGAUUAAUCGGAACAAAGCUAAUCAUUGUAUGUUUUGAAGCUUUUCUAACGUCAAGUGGACCGUAACCUAUGUUAAAACAACACGUUAAAACGGACUUCUUCAUAAUGAAAUCUUGUGUAAUCUACACACAUAAAGCUUGUAAUUGCGUGCAAUGUGUAACAUUGAUGCCAAACAAAAUCGCAAGAAACAGAAUAUUUAAAUUACAAGAAUCUUCAAUUAUCAACUUUGGAAGAGCGUUAAACGUUAUAGUCGUUUUAUACACUUAUAAACUAAAAAUGGAUACAUACAUUUACAUAUCAUUUUUUUCCAUAAUGAUUAUAUAUUACAUAGUAAAUUUAUGAAUAUAAAAUUAUUAUCAGGGAAACAAAAAAGUUCUUAUAAUUAGGAUAUUAUACUGCAUAAUUCUUAAUUCUACUUUUUUCCCUCUUUAUUGGCUUAUAAGAUUAAAAUAUUCUUUGAAGACUUAAAGCAAUAUUAGUCUUUUCAUGAUUUUGCAUGUUUUUUUUCAAUGAGAUUCCAGGCUAUGAAAUCUCUAAAUCAUUGAUUGAAUGGAUAUGAUAACGUGGACAACAUAUUGCUUAAAUACCAUCUACAUUUUUUUUACAUAUAUUUUUAACAUAUUGAAAACCUUCAUAUUGGAAAUUAUGAGUACAGAAUUGUGAUCAUAUACUUUAUGUACAAAUCUCCGAUAUAUUCAUUGUGCUUUUGAUUUUCAUGAAAAAUGAUGAAAAUUUACAAUGAAUACACAAAUAUAAUAUAUAUCUGAAUACAACCUGCCUCAAAAAUUUAAUGUACAUAUGCUCAUUAUAUGUACAUACAAGAAACAUUGUGAAAUAUUAAAGAAAAUACACAGAUGACAAUAGAACUGAAUAAAUAAAGCU